UAGCUACAGCCGUGAUGACACAUGGGUGGAGCGGGUCAGAACGGAUAUUACCCGUGCGGCCCUGCAGGUAUGGGGCGGACGAAUCGAUCCACUCUUACAUAAUUUACUUUCUAUGAUAAAACAAAUAUAAAACAUUUUAUAAAUAAAAAAUAGUGAUAAUAAAAUGAUAAUUUUGUCUGAUAAUAGAAUAAUAAUAAAGUAAGUACCUUUUUCUACAACCAAAGUAGUUACUAUGUUACAUCAACUUAAAUGAAUUUUUUAUGGUUCAACUUAAAUAAAUUAAUUCAGAUCUAUUAAAUUUUGAAAUUAGAAACAAAGGGUCAGUAUUUAAUUAGCUCAAGUCCAAAUAAAACACAGCUAAGACUGAUAUUUUUUAGACAUAAAAGAACAAACAAACCCACUUGGAGACCAAAACCAUCAGCCAGCCAACGGGUUGGGCCACAAGCCCCCAACAACACUAGUAGUAGCGGGGGUUAAAGUCAUAAAGACACCAUUCUGUUCUUCAUCCUUCGUCGGUACCGCCCAUCUUUUCCCUUCGAUCUCCAGCCGGCGGAUCUGAAUCGUCCCUGCCAGAACCCGCUCGCCACCGCCAGCGCUCGGUUGUUCUUUACCCCCAUCUUCACAUCUUCCGAACCCUUCUCCCUGACGACCACCGCAGCACUGCCGCUGCACGAAUCCGCUCUUCUCAUAUCUCCAGUCUACUCGCCCCUGCCGCCGAGGUAAAAGAUUCAAACUUCUGGGAUUGAACUAAUGGAUGAUCGGUCUGGUGUGUGGAGUGCUCCUUUACUGUUUCUCUGAAUCUACAUUUAAUUUGAUUAGGGGACAGUAAUGUGUUGGGUUUCCCUUCAAUCAGUUGCUGAAUGCUAGCAACCUGUGGAUGAGUGGAUCCCCUAAAUGCUUAAGUCUUGUACGAGCUUCUGUUGUUCAGUGGGACUUUUAUUGCCAUCCUGUAUGCAAAAAUCAUAUCUUUUUUACUGCAUUGUUUGCAAUGUUGUUCGAGAUUGUUUCUUCUACUGAAUCUGCAUUCUCAAUCGUUGGGUUUUGGAUGUGUUUUUGGUUUCCUCCCCUUUGAAUUGUCCUUUUAGAUUUGUUUGGAUGAGCUGGUGUGCCUCAUUUAGCUCACUCAUACUUCGAUCUGGCAGUUAGUUGUGCGUAGGUAGCUCGAAAGUAGCCAUGGAUUCGGAUCCUGAAAAUAAUAAACUCAAGCUGGUGAACGUGGCACUCCUGAUCGUGGCCACUUUGCUGGUGGCCAAAGUGGUGACUGCAUUGUUCAUGAGCGGAUCUGGGAAGCGGAGGCUACCCCCAAAGGUGAAGCAGGGGAUACCGGUCGUUGGUGGGCUGCUGAGGUUCCUUAAGGGUCCUAUUGUGAUGCUGAGGGAGGAGUACCCUAAGCUGGGAAGCGUCUUCACCUUGAAUCUUGUCAACAGGAACAUCACCUUCCUCAUUGGCCCGGAGGUCUCUGCCCACUUCUUCAAGGCCCCUGAAGCUGACCUCAGCCAGCAGGAGGUCUACCAGUUCAAUGUCCCGACUUUUGGCCCUGGAGUCGUCUUCGACGUCGAUUACUCCAUUCGCCAGGAGCAGUUCCGCUUCUUCACCGAGUCCCUACGUGUCAACAAGCUCAAGGGCUAUGUCGAUAUGAUGGUUACAGAAGCCCAGGAUUACUUCUCCAAGUGGGGAGACAGCGGAGAGGUGGAUUUGAAAUACGAGCUUGAGCACCUUAUCAUUCUGACGGCAAGCAGGUGCUUACUUGGCCGAGAGGUUCGUGAUAAGCUAUUUGAUGAUGUCUCUGCCCUAUUCCACGAUCUCGACAAUGGGAUGCUUCCAAUCAGUGUCCUAUUCCCUUAUCUCCCCAUUCCAGCUCACCGCCGGCGUGACCUUGCUCGCAAGAAGCUUGCCCAGAUCUUCGCCAACAUUAUCAAUUCGCGGAAGAAAACUGGUAGCUCGGAGAACGACAUGCUGCAAUGCUUUAUUGACUCCAAGUACAAAGAUGGCCGCCCAACAACUGAAGGCGAGGUCACAGGCUUGCUCAUCGCAGCUCUUUUUGCCGGGCAGCACACUAGCUCCAUCACGUCCACUUGGACCGGGGCCUACCUCCUACGUCACAAGGAGGAGUAUCUCUCUAGCGUUGUUGAGGAGCAGAAGCAGCUGCUGAGGAAACACGGUAACAGAGUGGAUCAUGAUGUGCUGUCUGAAAUGGAAGUGCUAUACCGGUGCAUCAAGGAAGCUCUGAGGUUGCACCCUCCAUUGAUAAUGUUGAUGCGCCAAUCGCACAGCGAUUUCAGCGUGACCACACAAGAAGGGAAGGAGUAUGACAUCCCAAAGGGGCACAUCGUGGCGACUUCUCCUGCGUUUGCUAACCGGCUUCCACAUAUCUUCACCGAGCCAGAUAAGUAUGAUCCUAACAGGUUUGCUCCAGGAAGGGAAGAGGAUAAGGCAGCAGGGGCUUUCUCCUACAUAUCAUUUGGUGGAGGUAGGCAUGGCUGCCUCGGUGAGCCCUUUGCGUACUUGCAGAUAAAGGCCAUAUGGACCCAUCUGCUGAGGAACUUCGAGCUCGAGCUUGUUUCUCCCUUCCCAGAGAUUGACUGGAAUGCAAUGGUGGUGGGUGUUAAAGGAAGCGUUAUGGUGCGUUACAAGCGCCGACAACUUGUAGUUGAUUAGCGUGCUGUGGAAUUGAAGUCGAUUAGGCAGAUGGGAGCUAGAGGGGCUUGCUCUUUGUGUGGCUUGGUUAGUUAUUUGUUGCUUGCUCGUCCUCGCUUUAUCCUGUGGUUUGUUACAUCAGACACUGUUAUUGUGGUGAUGGGUUAUUCUGAGUAGUUUUCUAUGACAACCCAUCAGUUGUUCCUUCUAAAGCUAUUAGUUUCAGACCAUCUUUGUCAUUAAGUACGCAUUGCGGUUCGUGUAAUUGCAAGUAAUUAGUUGUCAAUUUACAAGAUUGUAAAACAUAGAAAUGUCAAUUUACGUUAAGGCUGUCUGCUCUUUUCAGCCUUCACGCGAGUCUUGUAGUUUAGGUAAGAUAAGGAGAUUAAAGUUGCCACAUAGCAAAACAGCAUGCAUGAUAGAAACAUUCGAAGUCUUGGGAAAUUUGGAUUUCUUCCAAGAAUAUUUAACAUAAUGAAAUUUUGGUGAUCAA
Molecule: messenger RNA, 3130 nt
Organism: Linum trigynum
Lineage: Eukaryota; Viridiplantae; Streptophyta; Magnoliopsida; Malpighiales; Linaceae
Source: the annotation of a GenBank genome assembly